AGUAUAAGGAACUCCGGCAGCUCACUUACGACCUUGCAGCAGACUGAAUAUCUCGCGUAACAUUAACGGCUAAACUGAAGACAUACACUGAAAUCAAAAAUGGUGUGCGAAAUGACGAUAUGGGGGCGGAUUAAUUUUUGUGGGCUGUGUGCUUGUAUAUACUUAACUAGUGGCUUGUUUUUCAUUUCAGAUUUAGAGGAUGAUAUGGAACUACCAUGCAACAGUAAUUUACUGUAUUUUUGUAAAUAAAAAAAUCAGUGCAGUCUUAGGUGGCUCAUAAUACGGUUCGUCGUUGGUGUUAUGAUUUUCAGUUCAACUAAUGUACAGUAUCUGUGAAUUAUGUAAAGAGUACAGUGUUUGUCCUUCUUUUACAUUAUUCAGGUUAAGGCACCUUCUCACUGUCAACUGAAGUCUGAGGGAUUAAUUUGAUUUGAUCUUCUUAAAUCUACAUCUUUCGGAAGGAUCACUGUUGUGAUAAGGACAUAAGGACACCUUAGUGACAACGCCACUGCUUAUCAUUUACAAAAGUGCAAGUUUUCAUCAGAAUGGAGAUGCUUCGAAGAUCUUCAGUUUUUGCAGCAGAGGUGAUGGAGGCAUUUGAUCGCUCACCGACUGACAAGGAACUUGUUUCCCAAGCAAAGGCAUUGUGCCGAGACUAUAUAAACUCCAGGCUUAACAAAGCAGGACUUGGCUGGUCCAAGUCAGAGCAUGGGCUAUCUGGAGGGUCGCUCAGGGAGGUCUCCUCAGUUCUUUUGUGGCUAGGUGAUGAGCUGGAAUAUCUUCGACCAAAUGUCUACCGCAAUGUAGCUCGUCAGCUCAACAUUAAUGCAACCUUGGAGAAUGUUGUUUCGGAUGCAUUUCUUGCUGUAGCAGGAGAGAUGUUUGCAACAGGCAUCACAUGGGGAAAAGUGGUCUCUCUCUAUGCUGUGGCAGGUGGACUUGCUGUGGACUGUGUACGACAAGGUCAGCCAGCUAUUGUGCACACUAUUGUGGACUGCCUGGGGGAGUUUGUCAGAAAGACACUUAGCCCAUGGCUGAAGAAGCGUGGAGGCUGGAUAUCAAGCAAUGCGUAGUCAACAACGACCCCAGUUUCCAGUCCCACUGGUUAGUGUCCACAGUAUAUACCUGUGGGCACUUUGUGAAGGCACUGGUGCUUUACCUCCUCAGAGAACGCUGAAUCCCAGCUCUAAAGAAGCAAUGCUUUCUUGUGUGGAAGAAAAAUUCAUCAGCCAGAGGCUUUUGGAACAAAGGCAAACUGAGAAGCUCUGAUCUGUCACCGGGAUCAUAAAAGGAAAACAUUAAUAGCCGAAGACAUUCAGACUGUUCAAAAAGCUCUGGAAACCUUCAAAUGUUGUUUGGGAUUAUUCUAACUUUUAAAAGCAAUUAUUGAUUGCACUGAGACAUUUGACCUAAAAAUGCCACUACUUUAAGCUUUGCACAUCUACCGUAUAAUUCACAUGGUUUUGUUUAGCUCAGAAAAAUGAGUUUACAUAUUACCAAAGAAACCACAUAUUUAUGUUUGUUUUACUUCUUUUAUACAUAUGCUGUCAAUUUUUGCUUACUAGAUACAUUUGGUAGCAUUUAAUUAAAACAGUUAUAGAGAAAUAAUUUAAUUCAAAAUUUUUUAUACUUCAAUUGCUAAUUUGUUAUAUUUGAUGCUCACUAUGAAAUAGAUAUUACCUGGUACAAAUUCUACCUCUCUCAUAUUAAUGUAAUUUUGUGGCAAGCAUUUAGAAAUGCAUUAUUACAGUAACGAACAAAUUACUGUAUAUAACCCUGGAAUUAUAAUGAGAAAAACAAGUUCAGAAAAAGAAAUGUAAAAAUGUCCUUUGUAUGCUGGAACAUUUCUGACACUCUGUGGCAAAACCUGGGAACUACAUAAAGUCAAACUAGUGCCAAACGUCAAGGUGCUGAACCAACUGUCCUUCUAACAGUACACUUACUGUAUGAUGACACAGUGGUUACUGGUGCACUCUCACAGCUCUGGGGUGUUGCAUGAGAAUCAUGGCUCCAUAUCUGUAUGGUUAUUUCCUUCCAGUUACCUCAAGCUAAACUGAGCCAGCACGAGUCAGUGUUGGUUUUUGGCAAGUGUGCCCUGUCAUACUGUAAACUGGUUAACAAUGUUUUGCCAGAUGUUGCUGGGAUAGGCAGUGACACCUCACAACUCUGUGACUGAGUUAUAAAAUUGAUGGAUGUUGCUGUUAUUGUAAACAGAAAUGAAAAGCUCUGGUGUACAGUAUUUUAUAGAAUGUUUAUUUCUACAUAACAAUUCAGGCGAAAAAUAAUGUUUAUGAUAAUUACAGUGUGCUGAUAUACCUAAUUACACAGAGCAAAAUCCAUUAAUGUCCAUCACUGAUAAACAACUGGCCUAUGAACAGUCUUGCUGUUAUUGUAGCUUCUUGUAGUAGAUGUGCAAAUGCUGACUGAGAGGCUGGUUGUCUGUCGCCAUGAACAGCUCCUGCUCCAAUCGACCAUCUUCCAUAAGUUUGAAAGUUCUUGUUACCUGAAUAAAAAAACAA
Molecule: messenger RNA, 2519 nt
Organism: Erpetoichthys calabaricus (reedfish)
Lineage: Eukaryota; Metazoa; Chordata; Cladistia; Polypteriformes; Polypteridae
Product: bcl-2-related ovarian killer protein homolog A-like
Exons: 4
Coding region: 546-1073 (175 amino acids)
Biological process (GO): intrinsic apoptotic signaling pathway in response to DNA damage; regulation of apoptotic process; extrinsic apoptotic signaling pathway in absence of ligand
Cellular component (GO): mitochondrial outer membrane
Molecular function (GO): protein homodimerization activity; protein heterodimerization activity
Source: RefSeq, a predicted model, not a curated record